Molecule: messenger RNA, 1803 nt
Organism: Fusarium pseudograminearum CS3096
Lineage: Eukaryota; Fungi; Ascomycota; Sordariomycetes; Hypocreales; Nectriaceae
Exons: 6
Coding region: 1-1803 (600 amino acids)
Biological process (GO): base-excision repair
Cellular component (GO): nucleus
Molecular function (GO): double-stranded DNA 3'-5' DNA exonuclease activity; DNA-(apurinic or apyrimidinic site) endonuclease activity; DNA binding
Source: RefSeq, a predicted model, not a curated record
AUGGCGUUUCGGCUUACCACUUGGAAUGUCAACGGCAUCAGGAAUCCUUUUGGUUAUCAACCUUGGAGGGAAAAGAGAACCUUCCAAUCUAUGUUCGAUAUCCUAGAAGCGGACAUUGUUGUCAUGCAAGAGACCAAGAUCCAACAAAAGGAUUUACUCGAUGAAAUGGUUCUCGUCUCAGGAUGGGAUGUGUUCUUCAGCUUGCCAAAGCAUAAGAAAGGAUACUCUGGCGUCGCCAUCUACACACGCAACUCUACAUGUGCUCCCAUACGAGCUGAAGAAGGAAUCACCGGUAUCUUGACUCCUCCAAAGUCCACGACUAGAUACCGCGAUCUCCCAGAAGACCAACAGAUCGGCGGCUAUCCUCGACCCGGCCAGCUUGACGGUAUCAUCGACGAGGCAACUCUGGACUCCGAGGGCCGUUGUGUUAUCCUCGAAUUCCCAGGCUUUGUGCUCUUUGGGAUUUACAGUCCCGCGAACCGCGAUGAAACCCGCGACGAUUUCCGCCUUGGUUUCCUUCAAGCGCUUGAUGUCAGGAUACGGAACCUUGUCGCUGCAGGGAAGCAAGUCGUUCUCACAGGCGAUCUCAACAUCGUUCGCUCCGAAGUGGAUUCUACCAAUGUCUCAGAGACGCUUCGCAAAGGGAAUUUUGAUCUGAGCGAAUGGAUGAACAUGCCGGCGCGCCGCAUCUUCAACCAGCUCAUCUUUGAAGGGAGCGUACUAGGUGAGAGGGAUCAAGGUCGCCAAGCUCCUGUCCUCUGGGACUUGUGUCGCUACUUUCAUCCUGAGCGAGCUGGCAUGAAUACCUGCUGGGAUACAAAGCGCAACACGCGGCCUGCCAACAAUGGCAGUCGGAUCGACUACGUCUUAUGCAGCGACGGCAUCAAGAGCUGGUUCAACUUCUCGAAUAUUCAGGAGGGCCUGAUGGGAUCUGAUCAUUGUCCGGUCUUUGCCACUUUCUCGGACAAAGUAAUAGUACGCGGUGAAGAGCGUGCUUUACCGGAAAUGAUGAACCCACCUGGCAUGUUUCAUGGCGAAAGGCGCCUUCGAGAUUGGAAUGCGAAGGAUCUUCUUCCUUUGUCUGCAAAGCUAAUACCAGAGUUUGACCGGCGUCGGAGCAUCCGCGAUAUGUUCACAAAGAAAGCCGCCUCAGCCGCCCCUCCACAAGAACCAGCGAAUCCAGAAGCUGUUACAAAGUCUUCAACGAACGGGGAUAGCAACUCUGAAGGGAUCAAGGAAAAGUCAGAUGGAGCUUCAGGGCCUGAGACCAGCGCCAUCUCCAUACCAAAACUGGGCGAGACUAUUGGCUCAACCAAACAGUCCGUCUCUCCACUAAACGCCAAAAGGCCCGGGUCUGUCACCGACACGACAAGCCGACCACUCAAGAAGACCAAGUCUUUGGUAGGUGCCAAAGAUCUCAAGAACAAGGUGGCGCCUGGUCAACGCACGCUACAAGGGUUCUUCAAGCCCAAAGCGCCGGCGGCUCAAGAUGGCAAGUCGGAGCGAGUGGCGGCAAGUUCUACGCCGUCCCCAACAAAGAAGCCAACAGUCGCGACACGAGGAGCAGCCAGUCCGCAACAGCCAAACACCCCAGAAGCUAUGCUCACAGAGCGGUCACCGCUCAGGAUCUCUCAACGCGGAAACGAGCCCGACUCUUCCGACAGAGUGUUCGACCCAAUAGAAGCGAAGGAGUCAUGGUCCAAGUUGCUGGGAAAGAGGGUUGCACCAAGAUGCGAGCAUGACGAACCCUGCAUCAGCCUUACUACCAAGAAACCGGGAGUCAAUUGUGACUAUGGGCCGUAG